Messenger RNA from Myotis myotis, 5692 nucleotides. RefSeq names its product platelet activating factor acetylhydrolase 1b regulatory subunit 1 (gene PAFAH1B1). The transcript is spliced from 12 exons. Gene Ontology annotation, molecular function: dynein complex binding; microtubule plus-end binding. NCBI's taxonomy places the organism in Eukaryota, Metazoa, Chordata, Mammalia, Chiroptera, Vespertilionidae. The record is from RefSeq and is a predicted model, not a curated record. Gene Ontology annotation, biological process: vesicle transport along microtubule; germ cell development; nuclear migration. Gene Ontology annotation, cellular component: nuclear envelope; neuron projection; cytoplasmic microtubule. Bases 325 to 1521 code for a protein of 398 amino acids.
AGCGCGCCAUCCUCCCCUCCCUCCUCCCCUCCCUCCCUCCUUCUUCCCUUCCCUCUCCCUCUCCCCCUCCCCCGCCGGUGGAUGGGAGUGAAGGACGGAAGAGGCCCUGCGGAGGCGGCGGUGCAGCGCUCGGGUGGAAUGAAUCUUACUUGCUGAAUAUCUCCUGGUUACUGGUUGAAUUCACUUAUAAAAGAAUCAUCUUCCCCUGCGUGGAAGUCACUUAGUGGAAUAUUUAAUUACAAAUCCAGGGAUUGCAAAGCCUUUUGAUUUCCCAAAGGAAGGGGACAUACCACUAUAUCAAAUAAGCUUGACAUUACAGCCAAAAUGGUGCUGUCCCAAAGACAACGAGAUGAACUAAAUCGGGCUAUAGCAGAUUAUCUUCGUUCAAAUGGUUAUGAAGAAGCAUAUUCAGUUUUUAAAAAAGAAGCUGAAUUAGAUAUGAAUGAAGAAUUAGAUAAGAAAUAUGCUGGUCUUUUGGAAAAAAAAUGGACAUCUGUUAUUAGAUUACAAAAGAAGGUUAUGGAAUUAGAAUCAAAACUAAAUGAAGCAAAAGAAGAAUUUACGUCAGGUGGACCUCUUGGUCAGAAACGAGACCCAAAAGAGUGGAUUCCCCGUCCACCAGAAAAAUAUGCAUUGAGUGGUCAUAGGAGUCCAGUCACUCGAGUCAUUUUCCACCCUGUGUUCAGUGUUAUGGUCUCUGCUUCAGAGGAUGCUACAAUUAAGGUGUGGGAUUAUGAGACUGGAGAUUUUGAACGAACUCUUAAGGGGCAUACAGACUCUGUACAGGAUAUUUCAUUUGACCACAGUGGCAAGCUUCUGGCUUCCUGUUCUGCAGAUAUGACCAUUAAACUAUGGGAUUUUCAGGGCUUUGAAUGCAUCAGAACCAUGCACGGCCAUGACCACAAUGUUUCUUCAGUAGCCAUCAUGCCCAACGGAGAUCAUAUAGUGUCUGCUUCAAGAGAUAAAACUAUAAAAAUGUGGGAAGUGCAAACUGGCUACUGUGUGAAGACAUUCACAGGACAUAGAGAGUGGGUACGUAUGGUGCGGCCAAAUCAGGAUGGCACUCUGAUAGCCAGCUGUUCCAAUGACCAGACUGUGCGAGUAUGGGUCGUAGCAACAAAGGAAUGCAAGGCUGAGCUUCGAGAACAUGAGCAUGUGGUAGAAUGCAUUUCCUGGGCUCCAGAAAGCUCAUAUUCUUCCAUCUCUGAAGCAACAGGAUCUGAGACUAAAAAAAGUGGCAAGCCUGGGCCAUUCUUGCUGUCUGGAUCCAGAGACAAGACUAUUAAGAUGUGGGAUGUCAGUACUGGCAUGUGCCUUAUGACCCUUGUGGGUCAUGAUAACUGGGUACGUGGAGUUCUGUUCCAUUCUGGGGGCAAGUUUAUUUUGAGUUGUGCUGAUGACAAAACCCUACGUGUAUGGGAUUAUAAGAACAAACGAUGCAUGAAGACCCUCAAUGCGCAUGAACACUUUGUUACCUCCUUGGGUCGACGCUCACCCACUGAGCCACGCUGGCUGGGCUAAUAAGCAUCUUUACUAUCAUCUGGACCAGAUUCUAGAAGUGAAGAAAAUUUCCAUAAGACGGCACCAUAUGUGGUUACUGGCAGUGUAGAUCAAACAGUAAAGGUGUGGGAGUGCCGCUGAUUGAGUCUCUUUUGGCCCCUCCUCCUGAUUUUCCUCUGGAUGCACUCUGAUGAUACCAUGGUUACCCUAUUGAGCUCUGUUUAAAUAAAUAUUGUCCUUUCAUGUAAAUUAUUCUGGAUGUAGAUUGAGCUUAUUAAAUGUUACACACAAAGUAUUCAUGCAUGGUGAAUCCAAAUUGUAUACUGUAAAUUUACAUACGUUGUCUAGAAGUACCAUAGGGUUUAAAAACCUGGGCUGGCAUUGGUCACACCAGGCCUAAGAAGGCAGAAAUUGAAUAAUUGAACUAGGGCACUAAGCUGAAUAAAUUGACAGUGUCAUUUUAUGUUGGAUUAUUAAUUCCUGUUUUUCUUUCUGCUAUCUGUUGGUGCCUGACUUAAUGGCCUCAUUUGGGGAAAAGCGGUGGUUAUUAGGGUUUUUUUCUGAAAUGUGUAUUUAUGUAACAUCACUUAAGUGUGCUUAAUAAAUCUUUAAGGAUGUUAGAUAGAUAAUAAGGCUACAAUUCAAAAUCUUCUGAACCAUCUAUGUAAUUAUUGAGGAUUACACCUGGAAUUUUUGUCAUGACACAUUUGCCAAAUCAAUAGGAUACAUUUGUUUUGGCAGCCUAUCAAGCAAAGGCUAGUGGUAUAUUUAUGUAAGAAAAUGAGUGUAAAUCUCAAAUAAGAAAAAUUUCAGCAGCUAAUAGCAAAUCAUUUAUUUCAUUGGGUCUUAAUGCGUUGUAAGCAGAUUAAAAAAUACUGUAAUACUGUAAGCUUCUAUUCUCCACAUUAAACACACUUCUAGUUGUAUUCUCCAUACUACUAGACUGUGUAGUGAUGUGACUUCCAAGUAGAAUUUAAUCUUCCCAUUGAGUGUGUCAUGAUACAAAUCACUAUUCAUUUUUGAUGUUUUUUAGAGAUGUGCAAUGUGCAUUACAUAAUGACAGAAAGAUUGAAAAGCUUAUGUAUGCUCAUUUUAAGGGAGAGGGAGAAAUAUAGCAGUUUUGUUUUUCAACAGGAAUCUGACCAAUUUGAACUGUGUUUAACUUGCAAGUUAAAAAUGACAGGGUUUAAUGGAGCGUGCAUAAAAUGUACUGUGUUUUCACCUUUUGUUUAUAUAUAAAUGUUUAUAAGCAUAUGGACCUAUCUAUUAAGUGGAUAAGUCUGUAUAUGUAUAUCACACACAUACAACCUCCAUGUCCUUGGGCCCUGGGUUUUUGAAGAAGUGCUAAAAUACACAAAUAGAAUAAAUCUUGCUGUGGAAUACCGUGCUUUAGAAUAAACCCUUUUUGAUCUUAACGCUUCUGAAAACUAGGUCUGAGUCUAUGGGAAUUUUUCCCACUCACAGGAAAAUCACUUCUGCCUAGCCAGUGUGGCUCAGUGGUUGGGCCUCAACCUAUGAACCAGGGGGUCCACCCAGGUUUGAUUCCAGGUCAGGGCACGUGCCCUGGUUGCGGGCUCGAUCCCCUGUGUGGGGCAUGCAGGAGGCAGCCGAUCAAUGAUUCCCUCUCAUCAUUGAUGUUUCUCUCUCCCUCUUCCUUUCUCUCUGAAAUCAAUAAAAAUAUAUAUUUUUAAAAAAUAACUUCCAUUAUCUGCCUCUACCCCCAAUUUGGCAGUUCAGCAUUUUACAUUUCCCUGAUACAUUGUGUAUUGUGAUCCAAAGUUACUACAAGUAAAUUUAAGAGAAUUUUUGUCUAUGACUUUGGAAAUAAUAUUCCAUUACAAAUUAUUAAAAAAUUUUAUUGCUUAGCUAACCAGGUUUUUUUUUUAAUGGUUAUUUGAAAAGUUAAUGAAAUAACAAAAACAGUUUAACAAAUUUAUUCUGAAUUUCAUUUUAUUCAUUUGUUUAAUGUGGUUUUUAAAACGUUCCUUUUAGUAUUUAAUGGAAAGUUGGUUUCUGGAAAAGACAAAGGGUUAGAAUUAAUGUCCUGUAGAUACACAGAGAAUAGAUCGUAUAUUUACUAAAAGUUUUAUGUCUAGCUUGUGUAUUUUUGUUUGUUUGCUUAUUUGUUUUUAAUUCCUGAAAGACCUCUCUGGAAGGAAAAGUGUUUUUGAGAACUAAUGGCUAUUUUUGAGGACAAAAAUUACAACUUAAGCUAAUUUCUUAAGCUCAGAAUAACUUUCAGGACAAUACUGCCUCACAACCCUGCUCACACUGAGAAGUCUUUUUUUGUUUGUUUGUUUUCUCCUUAGCUGUUCUGACUGGAUUUUUCUACAAAAGCUAUGGAAAAUAUCUUUGUUCUUGUUUGCUGCUAUUUCCUGUCCUGUUUUAAGAAAUAUACCUAGAAAUGGUGCAUCUUAACAUUUGUUUGUACAUGUAUAAAUGUCUUGUAUUUUAAUUCAUUUUUAGCAUGUAGCAACACAAAUUGUUGAAGGGUAAGCCACAACAUCUAGAAAUCAUUCAUAGAUACAAACAAUAAAGGAAAAAAUGGUACCGAUUUAGGAGGAAACAAAGCUGCUGUCCACUGGGUUCUUCUCCCGCAGCAUACAGUGACUCUUGUUGACAAAGAAGGAGAGACGUUGUUACUCUGUAAACCAAGUUUCCUUCCUUGGGAGAUUGCCACAGCCUGCUGCUUAGUUGAAUUACCAGACAUCCUCCAUUUAAGAAGCAGCGAACAUUUGAAUCUCAGGGAUGGUCCUCAACUGGAUCCAAAUGUAAGGAGCCCUGUUUGAAUAAUGAGGGGGUGGGGGAGAGUGAUCCAUCCAGAAUCCGAUUUUCAGAGGUUUCCUGUACUGUUGUUUGAAACUGCCCUGUUGAUGCCCUUUCUUCCCGUUUUCUCUGUCUGCUAUCUAACCCUGUGCCUUGCCUGGGAUAAGUACAAUGAUAAGGUUACUGGUUUGGAUUGUGAGUAGAGGAAUUUAUUAAUUGGUUUAGAGGUUCACUGCUGCUUUGUCACUUUCUCAAUCAAAUUGGCCAUUUAUUUAUGAAAUAAAAAGCUGGUAGAAUCGCAUCCUCAGAUGAUUAUUGACUUGUGUCUGUGUGAAAAGACAUUCCAGUGCCACCCUAAUAUAACAUGCCCAAGAAGUCCUCGCUGCACUCUUGGAAGUGCAAGCCACGGAAACUGGUUUAGACAUCACUUGGAGAAUAGUUGCUUUUUGACAUGGCAUCUUGCACUUUAGGAGACUAAGACCGUCCAGUUUCGUCCAUGUGUGGUGUGACCAAUGGUGUGCCCAGAGCACUGCUCUAAAAUCACUAGUGUUAGCAAGUCGUCCGGGCCAUGGGGCGCUCACUGUAGUCUUUGGAAGCUUUGGCUCUAGAUCACCAAGCCCAGUCUCCUUACUGUCAGUGCCCUGCUCUCCUGUUUGCCUCUUUCUGUUUCUGUGUGAACUUCCAGGUAAUAAUCACUCAUUAAAUAGUUUUUUGUAAAUUUAUUUAAAGAAAAACUAUUUAAAAGUAAAGGAUAUUUUGUUUGUUGACAGUGGUGGCUUGAUAAUCCUUAAGCAACUGACGUUAAAAGUGUUGGAUUGAAGGACAAGGCACUUAAAAUGGUUCCUCUUUCUGUCCAGCUGUAUAUAAAUCCAGUCUGUUAAUCGAGAUGAUGCAAAGAAGACUCUCCUGGUAGAGAAGCAACAUGUACAAAAUUGGUGGAAAGGGCUUUUUUGUUUUUGUUUUUUUUCCAGUGGGGUGGGGGGAGGGCAAGCUGGAUUUACAAGUCAUGACUGGACUGAACUGGCCUUUUUAUCUUUACACUAUUAUCAUGUAAGUAGCUGCUUUCUUGUCCUGCCUAUCCUUCCGUCAUCCCUAAAGCUCACUCUGAAGAUGACAAAAAUAAACACAAAAUCUUCGGGUUAGAAGUUGAUUCUGACCGACACUGACACGAAGGCAAGCAUUGAUUUCAUGAACGUUGCAGAGGUGGUGUUUGGAGAAAACAGUUCCCCAGAUUGUAAGAGUUAACUGAAGAUGUUGACACAAUUUAAAAAAAAAUCAGUAAAGGAAUGUAUAUAAUAUUGCUCUUGUGUUUUACAGUAAGAUUUGUUGCUCUCAGACUGUGUAAAACAAAAAUUUAUUCAUGUUUUCUGCAUAUUAAAAAAUCUUAUUGUACCAAUUGGUAAACUAUUAAAUGCCUAUAAACCUA